Molecule: messenger RNA, 1428 nt
Organism: Malassezia restricta
Lineage: Eukaryota; Fungi; Basidiomycota; Malasseziomycetes; Malasseziales; Malasseziaceae
Product: transcription factor
Exons: 1
Coding region: 1-1428 (475 amino acids)
Biological process (GO): positive regulation of transcription by RNA polymerase II
Molecular function (GO): protein dimerization activity; DNA-binding transcription factor activity, RNA polymerase II-specific; RNA polymerase II cis-regulatory region sequence-specific DNA binding
Source: RefSeq, a predicted model, not a curated record
AUGUCAAAUCAAACGCGCCUGGGAUCCUUCAACACAUCGAACGUCGGUGUGAACAACUUUCUGGGGGCCCCCAUUCCAAAAAAUCAAGAUGGGUCCUACGCAGGUUUGUACGGUAUGUCAUCUGGGUCUAUGCCGAUAGGGCAGUCGCUUGAUGGCCUGCAUGCACCCUGGUCAUUCCCUAUGGGCAAUACAGGCUCCGCCAAUGCAGACAACAUGAACGAACAACAGACCCCUCACAUGUCGCAUCACGCAUCAACGCUUCUCCCACAAUCAUUCACCGGCGAGUAUGCUAGGUAUACGAGCGAGCCUCAGACCAUCAAAACAGAGGCGCUAGGUGAUGAAGCAGCCGUGCCUCUGCCUCAAGUACCUAGCGCGCAAGCCGCGGCACCUGCGCCUCAGAGAAGUGUGCCUCAAGCAGGUAUGCCGGUGUACCGGGAGCAACGCAAUUUGCCCCGCCAUGCGUCCAUGUCCGCGAUACCCUCUACCCCUACUAAUACGACGCCUGCGGAUACGAAUCAUGACCAUGACAACAACAACAACAAUACAUCGUCGCGUGCGAGUGGAAAGAAGCGGUCUAUGGCUAAAGGCGAGAAAGAUAGUCGAACAGGGCGCCGAAAGAUCAAGAUUGAGUUCAUUGACGAUGAUUCGCGUCGCCACAUCACCUUCAGCAAGCGCAAGGCUGGUAUCAUGAAGAAAGCAUACGAGUUGGCGACGUUGACCGGUACGCAGGUGCUGCUUCUGGUGGUGUCUCAGACGGGUCUGGUGUACACGUUUACGACGCCCAAGCUGGAGGCUGUCGUGAAACAGCCAGAAGGCCGAAAUCUCAUCCAAGAGUGUCUCAACGCGCCUGAUCCUUCCGAAGUCAAUGAUAACGAAGCCGAGGCGGGCCCUUCGACUGUGUCGUCUAUGGAAGGUGGCGCGAUUGGCGGCUUGCAAAUGGUCGGCGAGGAGCCGUACGAUGAGGAAGAAGACGAUGACGAGGAUGGAGACGAGCCGCUGGACAUUGGCCGAGCUGAUGCUGGUUUCACAGCGCAGGCCAUGGGUACAGCGGUGCCGGAUCUCGGUAGUAGCGACUCGUCCAAUGUGUUGGGGCACGCACCGCUCUUCCAUCCUGGAUGGACGCCCCUGUCCAACCGAUCCAUGGGCGAUGGUAGUGGCACUCCCUCUAUCAAACGGCGUCGCACACAGCCAAACUUGUCGCGAACGCAACGUUCAUCAUUGAAUACCGAGCCUGUCCCUGAGCUUCCGACCGACCUGUACCAUGCCUCGGCCAUGAUGUCGUCCAUGCCCGUCAACAACGUACUAGGCCAUGAACCCUUCCUUUCUUCCAACAUACCCAUGUUUCUUGGGCAAGAUCCAUCACUGGGCGCUGCGCCUUCGACCAGCCAUGAUGCGCCUGCCAACGACCGAGAGUCCUCCCAUACCUAG